CAUCGGUAUGUUCAAGAAUUAAAAUAAUUAUAUUGAAAAUCAAAGUGUAAGUUUAUAUUUGCCGUUUCUAUCUAGUAGUUAUCCAAACCAUUUUGUGCUUUCUAAUCUUAAAAUGGUUAUUUAAUUUUAUUAGUAAGUAUGACUAGACACAGACUCAGUUUGUUUAUAUAUACUGAACGCUCGGAACCCUAAACUCAAGUCCUUUUUAUCGGAAGUACAACUGAAGUUAAAAUAAUUCAAUUUAUACAUACAUACACAUACAUACAGUGUAGAUAAACUUUAUUUAAACACAGGAAAAAAGUGUCAGUACAUCAAAACGAUUGCUAUUUACAAGUUUGUAAGUAUAAAAAUAAAUGCAAUGAAUGAGAAAGGAGAGAAGAGAUAAAUAAACCAAAUUUUAUUUCAAAAGCUGAUAAUUGGAGCCAAAUUGAGACAAAGCUAUCCGCCAGGAUGCCAAACUGUUUUCAACUUGAUUUUUUAGUGUAAACCAUAGGUGUAAACACCUGGUUCGGUGCUUCAAAGCAAGGUUAGUGUUAACCAUGUGUUAAAAUUAAACCCGAUAUUAUUAGAAAUUAACAAUAUACUUGUAACUCGCACCUCGCACUUUAGAUAAUCUCUGUUUGGGUGGGUGAAGGGAUAUCGGAGUGGAAGAGUUUAAUAGGGAUAGUUAUUGAUUAAACAGAAACACGCGGUAAAUGCAAGAUUUAAAUCAAGUACUUGGAAAAAGAAAGAUUGAAAGGAAAGGAAAAUUUGUUUCGAGAAAAAUUUUGGUGGUGGUGGGCAGAGGGCGUUAUUGAAAAAGAUGUUUGCAUCCGCUGGAUAAAUGUCUUUGCCCAAGGGAGUUGAAACUUGUUCUUGGCAAAUUCCUUUAUGCAGGAGUCCAGUUGGUCAAGAAAUACUUCUUGCAAGAGUCUGACACAUAGGACCCACCAGUUACCCCAAUCUAUAAAUCUAGAGAAAGGGCCAACUGUGGUAACUAUAGACCUAUUUCUACAUAUAAUAUUAGCUGUUGCAAAAAUCUUGGAGAAAAAUAUUUAUAAUCAAAUAUUUGACUUCCUAAAACGAAAUUCAAUUUUAGCGAACCAAAAAUCAGGCUUUCGUCCUCUUCACUCAACCAAAACUACAUUCCGCUAACCAAUGUCUUAUUAAUAUGGACAAAGGUCUGAUUAAUGGCUUUUUAUUUCUAGACCUCAAAAAAGCUUUUGACACUGUUGACCAUAAAAUUCUAAUUUCUAAGCUAGAACUAUACAGAAUAGGAGGAAGCACUUUAAUAAAUUUUCUUUAACGACCUAUUCAUAUUUUGAGCAGUCUCAAACGAACAAACCAAAGUUGACUGUUUCUAAGUUUGAAUAGGAUGAAUAUGGUAGUUUAAAUAAUACUGUUCUAGCCAUCUUUUUGCGAAUACAUAUUACUGUAUCAGCGCUAUAUUUUCUAUACAUUUUGUUCCAAGAAUGUUGCAUGUCUCUGGGGAGUUGCAUGUUAUAUAUGUUAUGUUGUUAUGUUAUGGUUUAAUUAAUUGUGUUUCAUUUUGAGUAUGCCAAGAUUAACUAAGGAUCAAAGAGUUUGGAUUUGCUUAGAGCAUGCAAGAUUCCAAAAUGCGGGAGAAGUUAGAAGAUGAUGGUCGAUCAAAAUCAAAGUUAGCCUUUCCUCUAUCUAAUCAAAUAUAUUUUGAAUGUAAUAGCUUCACUCGCUUCAGACUUAUUAAGAAUCGCUUCAGACUUAUUAAGAAUCAAUGAAUUUUUUGGGACACCCAGUAGUUGAAUAGUGACUUUAGUAAAUAGUAAGUGUUUGUAUUUCUAAACAAUGUAUAUAUGUAUUCACAAACGGCCCCUUGAAAAUCAGUUUUUCUUUACAGCUGAAGGGCUACCGUUUUCAAAUAAUUUUAAAUAAUAAUAAUAAUAAUCGUGUUCAAGAUUCUCAUUGCCAAAUUGUUACAGCACGUUCGUCGUGCAAUAGCUUUUGAAUCUCUCCUGAGCUUUUGAACCGUUUCCCAUUUGUAAUCUAAAAUUACUGAAAAUUGCAAAUUUCGCAAGGCUAUAUUAUCCGCAUUUUAUAACAUUUUGCAACGAAACUCUGGAAUAUUACUACUUUGUGAUGCUCUUUCAUGCUAUGAUAGAAUUUUGUCUAGACUUGUUGAGAUCAAAAUUUUGGUUAAUUGGGUCAUUCCAGAAAAGAUCCAUACUCCCCCCAUGGAGGAAAUUUCUGCAGUUCGGAGGGGGAGGGGAGAAAAAAUUAUUUCUGAUAAUAGUAAAUGUAUUAGGACAUCCGAAAGUGGUAGGGGGUUAACUUCCUAUUUCCUCCGUGGGGGUGGUAUGGAUGUUUUCUGGAAUGACCCAUUGGGGAAUGGUCCAUUGUGGGAUAAAUUCAGUUUAUGGGCAUGCCGAAAAAGAAUGAGCACAGAGAUGUGUUUUUGCAUGUGCGUAUAUAUGAAAAGUGUUCAUCCCACCAUCAUAAGACAAUCAAACCAGCAUUCAAAUCAGACCAACACAUCACUUGCGAUACCCUUGGUGAUCAUAAUAUUACAAACUACAGGAAAUUAGUGAUUAAAUGUCCCUCACCUCGGGAGGUUUGUGGCGCAGCCCCAGGGAAUUCCUGGGGACAUUUCAGGGACAUUUAAGCACUAAUUUCCCUCAUAUCAUGGUAUUACUUAUAAUAAUUACUAACUUUGUUUUUGAUACUUCAUUUAGUAAACCAUGACUGUUGAAUGAAACAAUUAAUAAAUAUUGAAUAUAUAUAUACCUUAACACAGAUACCACAACCUAUACAUAAUUCUUCUGAUAUAGUACAGACUUUCGAAGUUGGUAAUACUUCAAUGCACAGUUUACCUUUGAAAAUAAACAUUUCAAAAGUCAGGAAAUACUGAAGUAUAAAACCAAGAAAUUUAUACAACAUGAAAUUCUCAACAAAGAAAGCGAAAUAAUCACUCACCCAUACGAACAACAGGACACGCUUUUUUACAUUCUUGUCGACAUUUCUUUGGUUUACAUCGAUCACUGUUCACGAUUGCAAUACGCGUUAACUUAUCUUGUGAAGCCAUUUCAAGAUCGAUGAUUCAUUCGAAAUGCAUGUGCCUUUCAAAGAGCAUCGAGCCCGCGAUAUGUCAAAGUUUAAUACUAAACUUUGCUAAAUUGCAUACCUCAAAAGUCUUCAAAAGUUCAGAUAUAUAUAUCACGCGAUAUCAGAAUUUCAGAGACAAAUAAAAAAACACUAUGAAAGCAGACAAAUUAAUUACCUAUUUAUUUAGUUAUCUUAGAUAUAAAAAAUAUUAAAAUUAAUAACGAAUAUAGGCCUGGCAAAAGUAACAAUGCAAGUAUGAAACAUUGACGGAAGGAACUGUACAGUUUCCACUUUUCAGAGGAAACUAUAUAGUACCGUUUUCACUGCUUUAUCCGACAAAAGGGAAUUUUACCCCUAUGCCCGGAUCAUGCCCUCCUCCAUCCAUUCCCUACGCCACUGGAAAAUUCAAAAUACAUGACUAUCCUGAAUAUUGUCUACAAUAGGCAAUAGCAAUGUACAAUGAAGAACGACUUUUGACGUAUCCAAUUUAUGUAUAAUUUUAUCAUCUACGAACAGAUAAGACAGACUUCAUGAUCGUAUAUAUUAUAUUUAUAUAUUUAUCUAAUAAAUGGCUUUUGUUAUUAGACAUUUAUCGAUUCUUAACAAGCCGUUUUAUUCAAGAAAGAUAGUAACACCUAUUUCGAACUUCUUGUCAAAUAAAAGUGUUAAAAAGUUCUCGACACCGGUUGAAGAAUUAUUAUGCAACACUGACAUACCACCAGACAUGGCGGCUGACAACGACAGCAUGGUGAAAUCAGGGCCUGCAGAAAGAAAUGUUGGCGAGUACGCAAUGAAAAUGAUGAAACAACUAGAAGCUGAGGGAAGGUUAAAAACAAGAAGACGUAAUACGUGGUUAAUACGUAGACAUAUGGAAGUUGUUGAGAAAUUUUGUGACACUCCAAGACAAGUGCUGGGUCUGUCUUUACCAGAGUUUAAAGAAAGAGUAAAGGUCCUGCAAAGUUUAGAAAUAAGUCUUGAAGAUGCAUUGGUUAUUGCUUUGUCAUAUCCAUCAUGUUUGUCAUUGAAUUCAACAGCUAUGUUUUCAAUGGUUUCACUAUUGAAAAUGUAUCGUUGCUACCUUCCUAAACAUUUCAUGAAAAACCCUUAUGUAUUUUCCCUGGAUUCCAAACAGUGUGAAUCAAACCUGCAACACCUGAAGAAGAUUGGGUUGUCAUCGGAAAGUAUUGGUAACCUGAUUGAUGCCAACCCAAUUGUGUUGACAGUUCCACUAUCAAACAAAGCUGAAAAAUUUGCAAAACAAGCUGAAAAUUAUCAAUCAUCAAGCAAUAUAUUGAGAUUUGCUCUAAAAUCAUCAUUACUCAAAUCUGGAGAACAAGUUUCAUUAAAUGAAGAUUUUAAUCAAGUUGUGUCAUUUCUUAAGGAACUGAAGAUUGAUAUUUCAAAAUUGAUGCAAAAAUGUCCAGAGUUCCUAUGUACAAGCUAUGCCAGUUUGCUUGAAACCUACCAGUUUCUGUGUGGUGCUCCUUUAUACUGCGAAAAGAGUCAUGUGGCGAAGCUACUCAUGUCAAAUCCACAUGCAUUUCUCCAAAUGAAUAAAUCUUUGUUUCAGCAAAGUAUACAAAGUCUUUCACAAAUCAUUGACAGUAACAUGAAAUUGUAUUGGUUACUGCAGAAAUCACCCAUGUUAUUUGUCGACAGUUCAUCAAUCCCGCUGGAAAGGAUUGAAUUACUUAAGCAGUACCAAUUUUCUGACAAAGAAAUUGUAGGCUUACUAGAAAAGGUUGCUUUUGUGUUCAGUUCAAAAUCAUCAUGUAAUCUGGAGAAGAAACUACGUUUAUUGCUUUCUACAGAUGAUAUUACUACUGGUCAAGUUUGCAAAUCAGCAUUUAUUUUGAGAGCUCCAUUAGACAAGUUACAGAAACGUUUGUUUUUCAUAAAGUUCAAGAAACCAGAUGUCUUGAAAUUACACUCACUGAAUGACAUCUUUUUCAGUAAUAAUCACAAAUUUAUUAAUGAAAUAUGUGGCUCUACAUUAACAGAAUAUCUUGGUAUAGUGGAUGUAUUAGAUCAUGUCUAAUGUUCUUAAGACAAAUUAAGAUUUCUAAAUGUAGGAUCAAUAUUAGAGUUUCAUAAUCAUGCACAGUAGUAGUGCAUUUCAUUGCAGGUCAAAACAACUGUUUUAGGAAAUAAUUAAUAAACCUGCAAAUUUAAAAAAAUUACAGAUUACAUAAUACAUGCUAAUCUGGAAAGUGUGCCACCAUGACUAUAGAGCCUCUGUAGGCAACUCCACAGGCUUACACAAUAAUUAAUAAAGAAGUGAUUGGAGUAACAGGGAAUCAUGAGGGAUAAUUGUGCAGUGAAGAAAUAAAUAGUUUUCAUUACUGUCACCCCUUACCAGCCUCAAUAUGUUAAAUAUUGCAUAAAUUGCAUAGUCGUUUUCCACAAAGUUGCCUGUGGAGGAGGCUACAGUGUCUGUAAGCUGCCAGCACAUUUACCCAAACUGUCUGUUUUUUAAUUUUUAACAUGCUUUUCAGUCAUUUUGAACUGCAAUGAAAAUUAAUCACCACUUGCCCAUGACACUGGUCUAUUUGAAAUUGUAUAAAAUAGUAAAUAUUUAUAAUUUAUACAUAUAUUGUUAUAUUUCGUUUUAUUUAUAGAUUGAUAAAAAUUUUAAAGAUAUACCAGGUAUUUAACGUCAGUAACUCCAGAUGAAGGGCCUUCGCUCGAAACGUCGAAGUUCUCCUUAUAUUUUUCAGGUAGUUGCAACCAGGAACUACUUUUCAGGCCUACCAACGAAAGCUUGUUUAUUGUAUUGGCACUACCUACACUGGCACAGACGUUCAAUAUUUAGCUUAAAACUGUUAACAUGUUGUAACCUACUGCCAAUCUCUUUAUCAUUAAUUAGCAUAUAUUACUCUUUAUAAAUAACGUUUUUCAGACUGUUAGAUCAUUUUGAAAAAUCGUAAGCGUGUCAACUGUCG
Paramuricea clavata is the source of this 5999-nucleotide messenger RNA. Lineage: Eukaryota; Metazoa; Cnidaria; Anthozoa; Malacalcyonacea; Plexauridae. The record is from the annotation of a GenBank genome assembly.